GGAUUAGCGGUCUAGCGAGGAGAGCCGUGCGGGAGCGAGAUCUACGCAGCUUUCUUUUGAAUCCACCCGUCGCGCGUACGUUAGCCGUUGGAGGUGGUGGGUGGCGUGAAAGCGGGAGGAGCGGUUUCCAACUGAGGUUUUCAUCGUUUUCAUAAUAAGCCUGAGCUGGUGCAGCUUAUGCGGAAAACCAGGCUAUGCAGUGAAACCAUCUGCUGUACAGGCCAUCUCUGUGUCAGGAGGUAUUCUUCAGAUGCUCCUGGAUCUGAUAUUAUCCAAAGUUUUCAGCAACAUUAAAAGUCAAAGACUUGUCUGGUGUUUCUCAGCUUGAAGAAGAUCUCCGGUCAUUAUUGAUCCCUUUUCUUGGCGUUACCUUUUUGAAGUGAAGUUUACCUAGCUUUCUAGUGUGAGCUUUCUUUUCAGACAUCUCUAACGUUUCAUCCAUAAUAGACAAGCUAUAGUUCAGCAAUGUCCAAGGCGUUCCAGCAGUCAUCUCUAAGUAGGGAUUCCCAAGGUCAUGGGCGUGACCUGUCUGCAGGAAUAGGCCUUCUUGCUGCUGCUACCCAGUCUUUAAAUGUGCCAGCAUCUCUUGGAAGGAUGAACCAGGGUACUGCGCGCCUUGCUAGCUUAAUGAAUCUUGGAAUGAGUUCUUCAUUGAAUCAACAAGGAUCUCAUAGCGCACUGUCUUCUGCUAGUGCAUCUUCCCAUACCUUACAGUCUAUAUUUAACCUUGGAAGUAGAGGCCCACUCUCUUUGUCUUCUCAGCACCGUGGAGAUGCAGAGCAGGCCACUAACAUUCUGGCCAGCUUUGGUCUGUCUGCUAGAGACUUAGAUGAACUGAGUCGCUAUCCUGAGGACAAGAUCACUCCUGAAAACUUGCCUCAAAUUCUUCUGCAACUUAAAAGGAGGAGAGCUGAAGAAGUCCCUUCACUGAGUUAUGGUAGAGAUGGCAGAUCAGCUGCACGGGAUCCUCCAUACAGAGUACCUAGGGAUGAUUGGGAAGAGAAAAGGCAUUUUAGAAGAGAUAGCUUUGACGAUCGUGGUUCUAGUCUCAACCCAGUGGUUGACUAUGAUCAUGGAAGUCGGUCUCAAGAAUCUGUUUAUUAUGACAGACUGGAUUAUGAAGAGGACAGAUUAAGAGAUGGAGAAAGGUGUAGGGAUGACUCUUAUUAUGGCGAGACAUCACAUAAGUAUCGUAAAUUUGACAGUGAGUAUGACAGAAUUGGUCGUGGCCCUGAGCGAUCUCUCUUUGAGAAAAAGAGAGGUGCUCCUCCAAAUAGCAAUAUUGAAGACUUCCAUGGACUCUUACCGAAAGGCUAUCCCCAUCUGUGCUCUAUCUGUGAUAUGCCUGUUCAUUCUAAUAAGGAGUGGAACCAGCAUAUCAAUGGAAUAUCACAUAGUCGCCGUUGUCAACUUCUCCUCGAAAUAUACCCAGAGUGGAACCCUGAUAGCGAUUCUGGACAUGGGAUGAGUGAUCCAUUCAUGUUGCAGCAGUCUACAAAUCCUGCCCCAGGAAUUUUGGGACCACCUCCACCUCCUUUUCAUCUUGGAGGGCCACCAAUUGGGUCAAGAGGAGCUGGAAAUGGAAGUAUGCAAGGACCAAGGCACAUGCAGAAGGGAAGAGUGGAAACGAGCAGAGUUGUUCACAUUAUGGAUUUUCAGAGAGGGAAAAACUUGAGAUAUCAGCUGUUGCAGCUUGUGGAGCCAUUUGGAAUAAUCACAAAUCACUUAAUCUUAAACAAAAUUAAUGAGGCAUUUAUUGAAAUGGCUACCACUGAAGAUGCUCAGGCUGUAGUAGAAUAUUAUUCAUCGACACCAGCAUUAGUGUUUGGCAAGCCUGUAAGAGUACACUUAUCACAGAAGUAUAAAAGAAUAAAGAAACCAGAAGGGAAGCCUGACCAGAAAUUUGAACCUCCAAAACAAGAGCUUGGCCGUGUGAUCCAUCUCAGUAAUUUGCCUCAUUCAGGAUAUUCUGACAAUGCUGUACUCAAACUAGCAGAGCCCUAUGGGAAAAUAAAGAACUACAUACUGAUGAGGAUGAAGAGCCAGGCUUUCAUUGAGAUGGAGACCAGAGAAGAUGCUGUCGCCAUGAUGGAGCACUGUUCUAACAAAGCCCUUUGGUUCCAGGGUAGAUGUGUAAAAGUAGAUUUGUCUGAAAAAUACAAGAAAUUAAUAUUAAGGAUUCCGAACAAAGGAGUAGAUAUGAUGAAGAAAGAUAAACCUCGAAAACGAGGUCUGUCUCCAGAUAGUAAAGAUUCUGGAAGUGAAAAAAAAUCCAAGACAGACAACAGUGAUAAAAAUGAAACUAGCAGUGUUGAAGAUAAAGACGAGAAGAAAGAAGAGGCAGAGCGGUUAGAUACGAAAGGCAAUGAACAAACAGACCAAGAUGACGCCAAUUUGAUCCUUGAAUCUGAAGACGAACUGUUGGUAGACGAGGAGGAAGCAGCAGCAUUAUUGGAGAGCGGCAGUUCAGCAGCUGAUGAUGGUGACGUUGCCAACUUGGGCGAUGUAGCCACAGAAGAAAAGGCGGCUGAUGCUGAUGCUGCUGUCAAGCCUGAAGGGAAUGCUGGAAACACUGCAUCAGCAAAAAAACUCAAAAAGAGACAUGUAGGUGGAUUUCCAAGAAGCAUGGAAGGUUUUGUCACUCUAGAUGAAGUUGGUGAUGAGGAAGAUUCAGAUCAGAAACAACGUAAAGCUGGCAUACUUAAAUCUGCUGCAAAAAGUGAGAGCGGCUUGACAGAAAGUAAAGCUAUUAAAGCUGAAGAAAGUGAUCUAGAAAAUGAAGCAAUGGAAAGCAGUGCAAAAUCAUCAGACGUGACCAACAACACAGAGACAUUGGAUCCACUGGAAAAAGAAAGUGCAGAACUACAAGAAUCUAAGGCUGCGAAACUUGCUGAUCCAGAUGAAUACAGAAUUGGACCAUAUCAGCCAAAUGUUCCUGUUGGUGUCAGCUUUGUGGUGCCCAGAUCUGGGUUUUACUGCAAAUUGUGUUCCUUAUUCUAUACCAAUGAAGAUACUGCAAAAAAGGCCCACUGCAGCAGCCUUCCUCAUUACCAAAAGCUGAAGAAACACAUGGAGAAAAUAGCUGAAGCACAGAAGCAGGAAACCGAAGCUUAAAGAGGCUUGAGGGCUAAAGAAAAAAUGUUUUAUUUUUAAUGUUGUUACUAAAGAACAAUUGGGGAAACACUAUAUUACAUAGCUUUUAGUGGAAUACAAUAGAACUAUAAUUCUGUUAGUGUGUUUAAUGUUAUGGCGAAACAUGCAUUUGAAUCAACACAAUCUUUGUUUUAAAAAAACAGAUAGGGAUGGCAACACGGAAUAUUCUGUGCAGAUUGUAUCUUGGAACAACUCAAAAACUCAGCAUUUUGAGCACCAGAGUUCACUUCAUCAUCAUUCAUCUUUCCAGGCUUCUAAGAAUAUCCCUAAACUUUGAUUCUGUUCAGUUAAAUGGUUACUAUUUUCUGGAACAUUCCAGUCAGUCCCGCUGAUGUUUUAUUUUCAAAGGGCUUCAUGAUUUCAUUAAACUUUUGAGAAGUCUUUACAUGAAAGUUGAUGUGGCUGUUUUUUUUUUAAAGUUAUAUGCCUCCUUUUUGUGUUGGUGCAUUAGAGAAUAGGAAAAUUGAUAGCCGGCUUUUUUAAAAAAAAUCUUGUGACUCUUUCCCCAGAGUUCUCAUUUCUGUUCUAUGAUUGUAGCAUAGAAUAAAUUCUUAUUCUCCUGACCAGUAUUAUUUUUCAGAGCUUUUCUUGCUUGCUGUUUGAAUUUAGUACUUUUAAUACAUCUCCAGUAUAAGCAAAAGCUGCAUUGAAUCCUAAAUUGUAAAUAGUUACCUUUUUACGUUUGUGAUCUUUUAAAAAUACAUUUCAACUCUGAUUCUAAACCUAGUUACAAAGCUGCCACUGGAAUCAGUGGGGUUGGUUUCAAAGUAAUUUGUAAAGAAUUGGAGCAUACAUCAUCAAAUUGGUUUAUUCCUAGGAUUGUGAUCUUGAUGUACCUUCAUGUGGCUGAUGUGAAUGGGAACUUGUGUGUAUAGUCUGUUCUCAUGUAGUUUAUGAUUUAACAGCUUACAUAUAUGUGGAUUCAAGUUUGUUAUGAUGACAAAACAAUAAACCAAAUCAGUCCAAA
Eublepharis macularius is the source of this 4120-nucleotide messenger RNA. RefSeq names its product matrin 3 (gene MATR3). Gene Ontology annotation, molecular function: zinc ion binding; RNA binding. The transcript is spliced from 16 exons. Gene Ontology annotation, cellular component: nucleus. Lineage: Eukaryota; Metazoa; Chordata; Lepidosauria; Squamata; Eublepharidae. Bases 466 to 3114 code for a protein of 882 amino acids. The record is from RefSeq and is a predicted model, not a curated record.